This is a messenger RNA of Monopterus albus (swamp eel), 1901 nucleotides long. Its product is annotated as kynurenine--oxoglutarate transaminase 3. The coding region runs from base 117 to 1466 and encodes 449 amino acids. The transcript has 14 exons. NCBI's taxonomy places the organism in Eukaryota, Metazoa, Chordata, Actinopteri, Synbranchiformes, Synbranchidae. Gene Ontology annotation, biological process: biosynthetic process. Gene Ontology annotation, molecular function: L-kynurenine:2-oxoglutarate transaminase activity; pyridoxal phosphate binding. The record is from RefSeq and is a predicted model, not a curated record. Gene Ontology annotation, cellular component: mitochondrion; cytoplasm.
CAGCCGGUGGCGGUAAUGCACCUUACGUUGGCUUGCAACCCACCAAUAAAUGUUAUAAGAAGAAGAAGAACGUGUGGUUGCUGACCUGGCGGUAGUUAACCUCUGUCAGUACACUCAUGAAUAUAGCACGGCAAGUCCUGACCUGCUCCAGGUUCACGUGUCAUUCAGUCAGCAUAAACUGCAAAAGAAGGUUUUAUACUUCACAGCAUAAAAUGACCUCACGGCACACUAACUCCAGAAGAAUUGAGGGGCUGGACAAGAAUGUCUGGGUGGCAUUUACCUCAGUGGCAGCAGAUCCAUCCAUUGUUAACCUUGGCCAGGGAAUGCCAGACAUCUCUCCACCUUCUUAUGUCAAGGAGGCCCUAGCAAAGGCUGCAUCAGUGGACAGGAUUAACCAGUACACUAGAAGCUUUGGUCACCCCUCUCUGGUGAAGGCCCUCUCUCAGGUUUACGGGAAAAUCUAUGGACGUCAGAUUGACCCCUUCAAAGAGAUUCUGGUCACAGUAGGAGCUCAUGGUUCCUUAUUCUGCACCAUGCAAGGACUGGUGGAAGAGGGUGAUGAGGUCAUCAUAAUAGAGCCUUUUUAUGAUUGCUAUGUACCUAUUGUGCGAAUGGCAGGGGCCAAACCUGUGUUGGUACCACUACACCCUAAGUCUGGAAAGAAGGCAGGCAGCAGCGCUGACUGGGUUCUUGACCCAGAUGAGCUUUCCAGUAAAUUCAACUCGAAGACAAAAGCCAUCAUCAUCAACACCCCCCACAAUCCUAUUGGAAAGGUUUUCACUAGUGCUGAGCUGCAGAUGGUUGCUGACCUUUGUAUUAAACAUGACACUCUGUGCAUCAGUGAUGAGGUUUAUGAGUGGCUUGUCUACAGGGGACAACAGCAUAUCAAAAUUGCCACUCUGCCUGGAAUGUGGGAUAGAACGAUCACUAUUGGCAGUGCAGGGAAAAUGUUUAGUGUUACUGGAUGGAAGCUUGGUUGGUCUAUAGGACCUGGGCACUUGAUAAAGCAUCUUCAGACUGUCCUGACGAAUAUGCUGUACACAUGCCCAACACCUUUACAGGAGGCUGUGGCACAAGCUUUGCUCUGGAACCUUAAGCUGAUGGGUCAGCCUGACUGCUACUUCUCCUCACUGGCAGAGGAACUUGAGAACAAGAGGGACCGCCUGGCUGCCAUGCUGCAGGAGGCUGGUAUGACUCCUAUCAUCCCAGAGGGAGGCUACUUCAUGCUGGCGGACGUCACAUCUCUCAAUCAGGACCUGUCACAUAUGGUCGAUGAUGAACCCUAUGAUUACAAGUUUGUGAAGUGGCUGAUUAAAGAAAAGAAACUGGCAACUAUUCCUGUCACAGCAUUUGUUGGAGAUGAGUCUAAGGAGCAGUUUGAGAAAUAUAUUCGGUUUUGCUUCAUUAAGCAAGAUAGUACUCUAGAUGCAGCAGAGAACAUACUGAAAAACUUGCACAAGACUUAGUGGGAGGCAGUGUCUGAAGCACAGUUCCUAGAGGAAGAACUGGCCAAAAUGAAGGAACAGGAUUUGACCCGAGCCAACCUUUCUGGAUCCUCAGCCAGACUGUGCAUACUGUACAUGUAGCUUCUGGCAGCCACAAGAACAUGGACUUCUGGAUAAAUCAGCAUCAAUUAUUUGCUAAUAAUGCUCACAGAAACUUCCUGUACCAGCAUUUGCAUUUAUAGGUCUUAUAUAUUUUAUAUAUUAUUGUGGAUUUGACAUAUUAUUAUGGUUCUCACAUAUUCUGUAGUGUCACAUUUGCCUUCUCACCCUUGUGAGCAAUUGUGAAAAGUUCAAGUCAAAGUUUAUUCAUAAUAAAAACUACCACCCAAUAAUUAAACUACCCCGAGGUAUAUUAAUUAAAACUAAUUUCACCGUUGUUGGCUGCACCUUUAAUUU